Molecule: messenger RNA, 816 nt
Organism: Thalassophryne amazonica
Lineage: Eukaryota; Metazoa; Chordata; Actinopteri; Batrachoidiformes; Batrachoididae
Product: protein pxr-1-like
Exons: 5
Coding region: 167-670 (167 amino acids)
Source: RefSeq, a predicted model, not a curated record
UAGUUAGUUGGCUAACCUAGCGUUUAGCAUAUUCAACUAUUUUUUUUUGGCUUCACGUAUUUCAGGACAGCAUAUAACUGGCAUUUUCUACACAAGGACUGUAUCUACGUAGCAUAAACCCGUCCACCACUGACAAGAGGACCUUUGUGAACAUCGGACGCCCAUAAUGGAAUGCGCAGUAGACCUUCCCUCAGGUGAUGAUGAAGCACUUGAGAAAGAUGACAAGACUGCCAAGGAAAUGAAUGAGCCACCCCAUAAGAAAAACAAGAAGCAGAGAAAACACAAGAGCAAGAAGAAGAAGAGAAGGAAGAAAGGUGAUAAGGAGAGCAGCUCAGAAUCUGGUGCUGAGUCAGAUGUGGAACCUCCACCCCCUCCAAGACCUGUCAGAACCACUAGAGCCAGUGCCAGAUUAGCAGCAGCUGCUGGGCAGAAGGAGGAGAGUAAAAGGGAUAUAGAUCGAGUCGACGUAGAGGGAGAUGUAAAAUCUAAAAAAAGCAAAAGACACGCUGCUAAGAAGAAGAAAAAGAAGAGAAAGAAAGAUGAAAAGCAGGAUAAGAAAUCGCCCUCUCACUCCCCAUCUGAAAGCAGCUCAGUUUCUGCUUCAGAAUCGGAAGGUGAAGGAGGUAAAAGGAUUGGUUAUGGCAGAGUUUUCUCCAGUAACUACAUCUGAGUUCCAAGAGCCAGUUUCUAAAUUGGUGCCAAAAACCAAACGAGGAGAGGAGAAUGUGGUUUCCACUCUGAUGGAGAAACUUGAGCCUCUAACGGUGAAGAAAGAAGAAGCAUCAGACAUGGACAAGUCUCCAUCUGGCUUGAAUG